Messenger RNA from Medicago truncatula (barrel medic), 3140 nucleotides. Its product is annotated as probable inactive leucine-rich repeat receptor-like protein kinase At3g03770. Bases 630 to 2954 code for a protein of 774 amino acids. Gene Ontology annotation, molecular function: protein binding; protein kinase activity; ATP binding. The transcript is spliced from 8 exons. Gene Ontology annotation, biological process: protein phosphorylation. Lineage: Eukaryota; Viridiplantae; Streptophyta; Magnoliopsida; Fabales; Fabaceae. The record is from RefSeq and is a predicted model, not a curated record.
GAGCAGAAAUUGCAAUAGGAGCUGAUAUUUAUGAAUGGCUAAAGUAAAGCUUACUUUAGCAAAUUUUCCACCUCAAAAUUAUGACAAAACUACAAAACUUGAUCCUUAAACCAAAUCUUCUCAAGUUAAACUUGAAAGGUUAAGAAUAAAGGGCCACCUUCAUUACAAGAAUCUUUCUUUUGCUUUUUCCUUGCAUAAGAAAACUGCAUCUUCUCUUUAAGGACCAUCCAGACAGAGAAAUUAAAUAUAAGGAAUAUGAAAGGUAGAUUAAAUAAUCAUUUUUUUUUAAGGAAUUUGGCAAGUCAUUUAUGAGGGAGAAUGAUGAAAUGUCAGUUUGUGAGAGAGAAGAAAACAGUGUGAGUUUUGGUUUUUUCUUCACUUUCAUGCUUCACUUCAACCCUUAUCACAAGCUAACUUGUGUUUAGAAGGGAAGAGAAAAGCUGACACAUAGGAAAAUAGUUUCUAUGCGCUUCUGUAGGAUUUGGAGACUUGUAGUUGUCCACUUUCUGAAUAUCUUUUGGAUUUUUUCCAUUAUGGUGUGAGGGUUUCUGCUUGUGUUUCAAGGCUUCAAUUUUGAGAGAACUCCAAUGCUUCUUUAGAAUAUAAUAACAAAACAAAACAAAAACACUAUGGUAUCUGUGUUUUUUGUUUUGGUUACUAUUUUACUUUCUAUAAAUCAUUCAGAACAGCUUCAAUCCUCACACACUCAAACCCUCCUAAGAAUUCAACAACAAUUGAAUUUUCCUUCAGCUUUAAGCAAUUGGAAUAACUCCACAGAUUUUUGCAACACAGAUUCAAACUCUUCGCUCACUGUAGUAUGCUAUGAAGACACAAUAACUCAACUUCACAUAAUAGGUGAAGGAAAAACUCCACCCCUCCCUAAAAAUUUCUCGAUAGAUUCAUUUGUCACAACACUAGUAAAGCUUCCAAGUUUGAAAGUCCUCACAUUGGUUUCUCUUGGUAUAUGGGGUCCAUUACCGGGUAAAAUCGCACGCCUUUCGUCGUUGGAAAUCGUUAACAUGAGUUCAAAUCAUCUCUACGGUUCGAUCCCUGUCGAACUUUCAUCACUCUUGAAUCUUCAGACACUCAUUCUUGACGAUAACAUGUUUUCUGGUCAGGUUCCUACGGUUUCAGCCUUAACUGUGUUGAGUUUGAAAAACAAUUUGUUCAAUGGUUCGUUGCCGAAUUCGGUUAGUAACUUGGAGAAUUUGAGAAUUAUUUCACUUUCUCAUAACAAGUUAUAUGGUGUAGUACCUGAUUUGAGUCACUUGCGAAAUCUUCAAGUACUUGAAUUGGAUGAUAAUGCUUUUGGACCUCAGUUUCCUAAGCUUGGUAACAAGUUGGUUACUAUAGUGCUAAGAAAUAACAUGUUUAGGUCUGGUAUUCCUGCUGAUGUAAGCUCGUAUUAUCAGCUCGAGCGAUUUGACAUCUCAUCAAAUACGUUUGUAGGGCCAUUCCAACCAGCAUUGUUAUCGCUUCCUUCUAUUGCUUACCUCAACAUUUCUCGGAACAAAUUAACCGGAAUGCUCUUUGGGAAUCUGUCUUGUAAUUCUGAGCUUGAAGUUGUUGAUUUAUCAUCGAAUCUUUUGACUGGGAGCUUACCUAAAUGUUUAGUUUCAAAUUCUAUUGAUAGGACUGUUUUGUAUGCUAGAAAUUGUCUCGAGACGACGAAACAAAAUCAGCAGCCGCCGCCUUCUUGCCACACGGAAGCCUUAGCUGUGGGAAUAUUACCUGAUAGAAAGAAGAAAAAACAAGUAUCAAAGGUAGUUCUUGCCCUUGGUAUAGUAGGUGGAACUCUUGGAGGAGUAGCACUUGUUUUGCUGAUUUUGUUUAUUGUUAGAAGAGGAAAUGCUAGAAGCAAAAUGAAGAACCCUCCAACAAGAUUAAUAUCAGAGAAUGCAGCUUCUGGAUACACCUCUAAGUUGCUUUCUGAUGCAAGAUAUAUAUCUCAAACAAAGAAGUUUGGAGCACUUGGCCUGCCGACCUAUAGGAGUUUUUCAUUGGAAGAGAUUGAGGCAGCUACAAACAACUUUGACACAGCUUCUUUAAUGGGUGAAGAUUCUUAUGGAGAGAUGUACAGAGGUCAGUUGAAGAAUGGUUCAAUUGUUGUUAUUAGAUGUAUCAAAAUGAAAAAAAGAUACAGCACUCAAAAUUUCAUGCACCACAUGGAGCUUAUAUCGAAACUUAGGCAUCGCCAUUUAGUCAGCGCUCUUGGUCACUGCUUCAAAUGUUCUUUAGAAGAUUCAAGUGUCAGCAAAAUAUUUCUUGUCUUUGAAUAUGUACCAAAUGGUACACUCAGGAGCUGGACAUCUGAUGGCCACACUGGAAGAUCUCUGAAUUGGACCCAACGCAUUGGAGCUGCAAUUGGAGUAGCAAAGGGAAUCCAAUUUUUGCAUACAGGAAUUGUCCCUGGUGUAUAUUCCAACAAUAUCAAAAUAGAAGAUAUUUUAUUGGAUCACAAUCUUGUUGCAAAAAUUAGCAGUUAUAAUCUACCUUUGUUAUCUAACAUAGGAAAGGUUCGGCGUGGAAAUUCUUCCGAUGGAUCCAAACAUUCUAGUAUCAAUAAAAGGGGAAAACAUGAAGAUAAGUGUGAUAUAUAUGACUUUGGAGUAAUACUACUGGAAAUCAUUCUAGGAAGGACAAUAAAAACAACAAAUGACGCAGAAGCUUUUAAGGAUCUGUUGCAAACAAGCUUAGGAGCUGAUGAGGACGCUCGGAGGAGCAUUGUUGAUCCAGCAAUCCGCAAGGCAUGCUUGGAACAAUCACUGAAGACAAUGACGGAGAUAUGUGUGAGGUGUAUGAUUAAAGAACCUGCAGAAAGACCCUCCAUAGAGGAUGUUUUGUGGAAUUUGCAGUUUGCAGCUCAAGUACAGGAUGCUUGGAGAGGGGAUUCUCAAAGUAGUGAGGGGUCACCAGGUUCUCCUUUAGGGCCUCAAAGAACAGCCUUCCAUUAAUGUUAAUCCAGAAGGUUUUCACUUUUUUCUUUUCUAUUUUGUAUAUUUCAUUAUAAGGUUAAAAGAUCAGUGCCUACAGAAUUAAGGUUUAUAGUUUACAGGCUCAGAUUAGUACAAGUUCUUUAUGUUGUAACUUGCUCAAAAACUGCUGAGCUUUAUAAUGAAAAAUAUAUCAAAGUUUAAUUU